Messenger RNA from Tripterygium wilfordii, 2192 nucleotides. RefSeq lists its product as uncharacterized. Bases 347 to 1957 code for a protein of 536 amino acids. Gene Ontology annotation, molecular function: UMP kinase activity. Gene Ontology annotation, cellular component: cytoplasm. Gene Ontology annotation, biological process: UDP biosynthetic process. The record is from RefSeq and is a predicted model, not a curated record. NCBI's taxonomy places the organism in Eukaryota, Viridiplantae, Streptophyta, Magnoliopsida, Celastrales, Celastraceae. The transcript is spliced from 7 exons.
UACAUGAGGAAACAAAUCGUAGUGCUUCACUAGCAGCAAUAAGACUUGCCAUGGGCCUUAAAGUUUUCUUUAAGAUUUGCAGUCCAGGUGGGCUAGAACUUCGACGCCCACUAUAUCCUCGAAGCCCAAAAGAAAAAUAGAAGGCCCAGAAAUUAAAUGUCUCGUUCAGUUAAAUCCCAUAACGGGACCGUCACGGUCCGUCACGGUAUGAUCCACCAUAAGUCACGCAUUUCAUCUCCCGUUAAUAUAUCCGUCUCCUUCUUCCGACAACGUCCCAUCCUCCUCCUCUAACGCCGUCGUCUUUCCCCCAACUGCAAUCCCUUAACAGUAACGCCCCUUCCCGUCCAUGGCCUCCUGUGACGACGAUUUCUCUCUCCUCGGGGAAGACCAAACAAGCCCUAACAACCACCAUCACUCACAUCUCCUCCCUCCAUCGUACGCGCCUCCCCAUCGAUUUGCCCCCAAAUCGACUCCGAUUCAUGCGCCGCCACCUCAACCUCCUUAUUCAUCAGCUCAUAGCCCCAAGAACAUCGGAGCCGGCGACGAAGAGGAAGAUGAUGACGAAGACGGGGCCGAUCCGGCAUUCCAUGACGUGAAUCCUUUCGUUCCGGAUGGUAAUACAUUCAAUAACAACAACGAAUCGAAUAGAGUUGUUGAUGUAAGAAAUGAUAAUCGAAGAGACAGAGAUGAACGCAGCGAUGGAGCUGGCGCCACCACAGGUGCCAUCUAUACUCCAUACAAGAAGCCGAGGCUGUCUCCCAGUCCCUGCGCGGCGGGCAGCGCGGAGUAUCGGAAGGAUCGGGAGGAGUGGAGCGACGAGGCGAUUGCUUGCUUGCUGGAUGCGUACAGUGACAAGUUUACGCAGCUGAACAGGGGAAAUUUGAGAGGUAGGGACUGGGAGGAGGUGGCAGCGACGGUGAGCGAGCAGUGCGAGAAUCAGAGCAAGAGUGUGGAGCAGUGCAAGAAUAAGGUCGAUAAUCUCAAAAAGCGGUACAAGCUGGAACGCCACAGAAUGCAAAAUAGCGGCAUUUCGGUGAGCCACUGGCCUUGGUUCAAGAAGAUGGAGGAGAUCGUCGGGAAUUCCCUUCCCACGAAGACGGCUGCCGAUGAUGACAAGAGUGUCGGUUCUUCUUCUGUGAGUGCAGCAAGGCAAUCGAAGAGGUAUGCAACGGCAACGUCAAGUCCAGUGGGUCAGAUAAGUAACUUGAAGUCCAAGCCAACAUCAAAUGUUAGAUGGAGGAGAGUUGUCUUUAAAAUCAGUGGUGUUGCUCUUGCUGGUUCAGGUCGAAACAGCAUCGAUCCAAAGGUGGCAAUGCUGAUUGCUAGAGAAGUUUCAGUUGUUUGCCGGCUUGGUGUACAGGUUGCGAUCGUUGUUGGAGGUCGUAAUUUCUUCUGUGGAGACUCUUGGGUGACUGCAACAGGUUUAGAAAGAAGCACCGCAUACCAAAUUGGGAUGAUGGCAAGUGUGAUGAAUUCUGUAUUGCUACAGUCGGCAAUAGAAAAGACUGGUAUUCAGGCACGUGUGCAAACUGCUUUUGCAAUCCAGGAGGUGGCGGAGCUAUACAGUAGGCAGCGUGCAAUUAGGCAUCUCGAAAAAGGCAGAGUAGUAAUAUUCGGUGGUGUUGGCGCUGGCACUGGAAAUCCACUCUUUUCCACGGACACUGCCGCUGCUCUUCGAGCUUCAGAGAUUCACGCUGAGGCAGUCCUCAAGGGUACAAAUGUUGAUGGUGUCUAUGACUGCCACUCUCGGGACAACAAUGUUACCUUUGAGCACAUAUCUUUCAGGGACUUAGUGUCUAGAGGUGCUACAACUAUGGACAUGAUGGCACUGACCUUCUGUGAAGAGAAUGGAAUACCUGUUGUGGUGUUUAACCUUCUUCAGCCUGGGAACAUCUCAAAAGCUUUAUGUGGAGAACAAGUUGGUACACUGAUUGAUCAAAAUGGGAGGAUUAGCUGAGUUACAGAGUACGUGUUUAUGUGCAUUAACAGGUGUUGUAAUUUAAGAUGUCAUUUGUAUUAACUUGUGUACACUCACCAUGAAUGAUUAAUUAUAGUCGCUCAAGCUUACGCUGUUUGCUGACACUGAUGACAUUCGUAUGGGUUCAUUGAUGUAUAUGAGAAGGCAAGAGUCCCACCCUAACAUUUCCUUUUCCUUUCCAAUUCUGGUAACUGAUCGUAGAAGUAUGUAUGGA